CUACGGGCUCUCAUUGGCAGUUGCCGCAGACACAGCCCAGCCUCUCUGUUUUUCUCAUCUUGUCUUCUGCGGGCGGAGCUCGGCUCUUGCUUUCCAAUGGAAUUCAACGGUUGUCUAAAGCUCAGAGAAGCGUGUUGCAGAAAAAGAGAGUCUGUCUGAGGACAGAUGUGCGCGGCCCUUCUGCAAAGCAACCCGGAGCAGCAACGCAACCCGCAGCCUAAGGAUCUGAACCAGCUUUAACAUGUGGCAGCCCGCCAGCGAGCGAUUGCAGCACUUCCAAACAAUGCUGAAGACCAAAUUGAAUGUUUUAGCAUUGAGGAAAGAUCCUCUCCCUGCAGUGAUAUUUCAUGAACCAGAAGCUAUCGAACUCUGUUCUACCACACCAUUGAUGAAAAACCGGACUCACUCAGGCUGCAAGGUCACAUAUUUAGGCAAAGUGACAACAAAAGGCACACAGUUUUUGUCAGGAUGCACAGAGUCAGCUGUUAUUGGCCUGUGGGAGAAACGAGCAUUGACUCAAGAUGAUGUCACACCAGCAAAUGCCAUUUUGGAGAUUCGACCAUUUCAGGUCCGGUUGCACCAUCUGGACAGCAGGGGAGAGACAACGGUCCACAUGGACACUUACCAGGUGGCACGUAUUGCAUACUGCACAGCAGAUCAUAAUGUCAGCCCUAACAUCUUUGCCUGGAUUUAUCGUGAAAUUAAUGAUGACUUAACCUACCAAAUGGACUGUCAUGCUGUUGAGUGUGAAAGCAAACUGGAGGCCAAGAAGCUGGCUCAUGCAAUGAUGGAAGCUUUCAAGAAGACCUUUAAUAGCAUGAAGAGUGAUGGCAGGAUCCACAAAAGCAGCUCAUCAGAUGAAUUCCCUCAAGAGUAUGCUGCAGAUGAUGGCUGAAUAAGUACAUAAAUAAGACGGCAACAGAUCAUAUACCAUGGUGGAAAGAGUGAAGGAGACAAGAAGGGAUUCAUUUUGGGGAAAGGGAAAAAAAAACUGCCUCUUUCAUGGUUGACUGCUUUUUCAAAUCAAAAGAGCAAUUCAGUACCUAAAGAUAUGCUUCAUUAAAGUAAUUAUGUUCCUGUUUCAAAGCUAUUGCUGCGACAGUGUUGCAAAUGUAAGAAUAAGCUUUUUUUCUGUGAAGCUUGACGGAUCUUGGGCUCAUCCCUUACUCUAAUUUGCUUCUUCCAAUUUGCCUAAUGAAAUCUAUCAAGCUUUUGUACAGAGUCUGUGGAGCCAGCCUUGGCUUUUGCAAUAAAACAAAGCUGAUAUUCAAGAGCCAGAGAACAGGGAAGACAUUUUGAACGGGCAUUAAAGUGACAGUAUUUUUCAUCAUAAGCUGCUCUAGCCCUUUCAGACACCAGGACAAAUACUUCUACUAUUCCAAAUAUGCUGUAAUUUUGUUUAAAAGCUUGAAUUUAACUCAGAAAAAAUAUGCUUUUAGUUCAUUUUCUUCAUUUCGGCUGAUGUGUUUUUAUUUCUCCAGCAGAAAGGUAAAAAUUUAGCAGCAGUUCAGUAGAAAUACUGUAUUUCUGAAAGAUGUAUGUAGUUAGUUUUGAUUUGCUUAAAGAAGAACAGCAGGUUUUCCAGAUCAGUUAUUUAUGAAAAUAAUAUUGAAGGCAUUUAUUUUAAAACAUACGUGUAAGAAAAUAUUUGUAUCUUUAAAAGUACUGAAACCUAUUUUUAAAAUGUCAUUGUUUAUUAUGAAGACUACAUUUUGGAACAUUAAUUCUGAAAACAGGAACUUGAAAGUAGUCAGAGAGCAUAAUCCUUUGUAUGUGCUCAACAUUUUCCUUUGAGAUGGCCAGCAAUCAGUUUCUUUGCAAUUUAAAAUGUACUUUGACUAGUUCUAUGAUAAAUAAUACACAAGCAAACACGUUUUUUAAAUAUUUUAAAUGGUUAUCUUUUAAAUAAGCCGACUGCUCAGUUUAUAAGUUUUGAAAUAUUCUUGUUUCAGCCAUUUAAAAGGAUUAAUUAUUUUUGCUUAUGAGAUGGUAUAUAUUUUCAGGGCUAAUCAAAUUAAAGAAUUUUUGGUUUCAAUUUUGAGCUGGUCAGUUCAGAUUCUCAUCUUUUUCUCCACUUAUAUUUAAUUGUUUCCUUCGCUUAAUACUUUGAUUAAAAAAACAGAGACAGCUUGUACUUAUUAGUAUACAAAUAAAUGCACAUAUCUGGAAAUGUUGUCACAGUUUUGUGACUCUAGGGUGCACUGUGACUAGAUAGCACACUGCCAUUAAAAAGUAGAAACCUUCAGGAUUUUGAAACAGCAAUUCGGCUGAAAACAAUUUUGAGUCAUUUUCCAGAUGUUUCAUUUGGAAUGCUGUCAUUUCUGUCUGAUGCUAAUGUAAAAUGAUUAUUGGAAUAGCAACAAGUUGGCAGUUUGCGAAGAGCGUAGCAAUCAUUUGACAGUGACUGGAUUAUUGCACAGACAGUGUGGCGCACAGACAUGCGAAAAAGACCUAUGGCUUCCAAUGGCUAAUUUAGGACAAUUUAAAUGAAUAGUUUGUUUUUGAUAAAGAUGUUGGCCUUUGCCAUAAGUGCACAUCACAUUCCAAAUGUAGAGAUUUUUUGCAUUUCUAGUAUGAAUGUAAAAGAACAGAAAUAACAAGAUCACCCUAAAGCUGAAAGUUGAUAUGACAGGCUGAUCAACAAAAACAUUUUGUUAGAAAAUAAUUUUUCAUAAUUAAAAUCUAUUUUGUUACAUUUCGAUAUUGACUUUUGUUUCAUUCUCCGUUUUGAGUUAUUUCCAGAACUAAUGAAUAAAUCAAAUUGAUGUUGGAUGCAUUUGAUUUACAACCCUUUACACCCAGCCUACCCGAGCAAAAAGGGAAAAAGGAAGCAGGCAAUGAUGUCAGUGGUUACAUGGGGUUUACAGACCAUGAUGAACUUAGAGGGAAACUAUCUGUGAUUGUUUUUAUCAUGGGUUCAGUUAAAUAACAUAAUGGUUAACUGUAUAUAUUAGGAAAAUGUGGUUAGAAUUUCACAGGAAGUAAUGUGCCAUUGAGUAAUGGACUUCACAGCUCCUCACUUUUGAAGUUAAAAAGGAAUUAAGAUCUUGCCAUUUGACAGUUUGUUUCAUUUUAGCUUGUGAUUUUUAAAUUGGCUGUGAAAAACACUAGUUAUGUAGCUUUAAUUAAUUAUAAAUUCCCCUCCAUAUCAAUGGACAAUUCAAAAAAUAUUAUGCAACUUUUGCUGAAAUAAUUUUUAAUAAGAAUGUAUUUCUUUAAAGCUUGAGCAUCACUGUUAACAUAUAUUUUAUGAUUUUUUUAUUUAGUAAUACAAAUUUGUUAUUAUCUUCAAAAUGUUUCUCCUAUAAACUAGUUGGAAAUGUGUUUUUUUUUCAUCUAUAUGUGGCUGUUCAAGCAUCUUUAGAAAGUCACUUGUCUGUUAAAGCCAAACAGUAUUACACAUUUUUGCAGUGUCACAUGUAACCAGAUAUAAUAUUAUUCUGAUAAUCGUAUCCCUAUUUACAAAAUUAUAAAAAAAAUAAGUAAUAUAAGGGAAAAUUCUUUAUAUAUCUGCAAAUAAAAGAAAUUAAUCUGUACAUGAAAUAUAAAAUAUAUUGGUUUCAAAAUAUAACAUAAUUGUUUAUGUUAUUAUUUUAAAUUCAGAACAUAUGUUUAUUAGUCAACUGUGAAUAUAUUAAAAUGAUAUUGUACUGGAAUUUUCAAUUAUUUGUUCAAAACCAUAUGUUGCAUUGAAUGUUUAAAGAAAGGGAAUGUAUGUAUGAAAGUAUAUAGAUAACAUGUUUUGUCUAUAAUAGAAAUAUGAGGAUUAGACUUUCAAUGUUCCAUGAUGAUGAUGAUGUUUUUGUACACAAUAUUUGAAAAAAAAAGGAAAUAAACCAUUUAUUAUCAUUA
Messenger RNA from Erpetoichthys calabaricus (reedfish), 3852 nucleotides. RefSeq names its product phosphotyrosine interaction domain containing 1 (gene pid1). Lineage: Eukaryota; Metazoa; Chordata; Cladistia; Polypteriformes; Polypteridae. The transcript is spliced from 3 exons. Gene Ontology annotation, cellular component: cytoplasm. Bases 242 to 895 code for a protein of 217 amino acids. The record is from RefSeq and is a predicted model, not a curated record. Gene Ontology annotation, biological process: regulation of reactive oxygen species metabolic process; negative regulation of D-glucose import across plasma membrane; regulation of mitochondrial membrane potential.